GCAACAUGGAACAGCUCCACCUUUAAAGGGUCACAUGAUAGGUUACAUCAUUGUGACUGCCUCCUGCUUGCACAAAGGGAAAACUGAGAAUCUAGCCGGGGACCAAAAUUUUGCCGGUGACCGCUGCAGAACCACGGACUGCCUUCUCCUUAUAAUGCUCCUGUUUUGAUGCCUCCAGGUCUAAAAGAGGAUUCCAAUUUCUUGCAGGCUUAAGAAGAGGGUCUAAAGGGGUUUUUCGGAGGGUGUUAAAAGAUGACGACGACAGUGACAGUACAGGUACCUCUGGAUGAGAUUGUAGUGCCCAGUAGCACACCAGCUAGCCCCGGAGGUAUUUCCAACCAAUCUAAUGGACAUGUGCCCAAUGGUACCAUAUCCAAGGCUCUACCGGACAACGUAGCCGGCGCGGUGGCGGAAAACGGCCACAUCCCUCGCAGCAAAUCGGACCACGGGCCCUCCCUCUCGCAUCUCCCAAAACGUCAGCCUGUCGACAUCGAAUUCUCCGACCUCUGCUACAACAUACGCCAGGGGUUCUUCAAAAAGAAAGGUUAUAAGACCAUACUGAAUGGCCUGUCUGGAAAGUUCUUCAGUGGAGAGCUGGCUGCCAUCAUGGGGCCGUCUGGAGCCGGGAAGUCUUCACUCAUGAGUAUACUCGCAGGAUAUCGGUCUGGCUCCAGCACGUCUUGCUCCUGUUUUGACAGUACCGGUGGCAUCAGCGGAUCUCUUCUCGUCAACGGGACUCCCAGGAACGAGCGCGACUUCCGCAAGAUGUCGUGUUACAUCAUGCAAGAGAACCACCUCCUCCCACAUCUUACAGUUAUGGAGGCCAUGAUGGUUUCAGCAAACCUGAAGCUGACAGAAAAGACACCAAGACGAGAGAAAAAGCUCUUGGUGGAAGAGAUCCUGGGAACUCUGGGUCUGACCGACUGCGCGAACACCCGCACCAUCAACCUGUCAGGUGGGCAGGCCAAACGUCUGUCCAUCGCCCUGGAACUGGUCAACAACCCUCCGGUUAUGUUCUUUGACGAGCCAACCAGUGGCCUGGACAGUGCCUCCAGUUUCCAGUGUGUGUCCCUGAUGAAGUCUCUUGCCCAGGGCGGUCGCACCAUCAUCUGUACCAUCCACCAGCCCAGCGCUAAACUCUUCGAAAUGUUUGACAAGCUGUAUGUUCUGGGGGAGGGUCAGUGUAUAUACCAGGGGAAGGUGGAUGGACUCAUCCCCUACCUGAAGGGACUCAACCUGAUCUGUCCCACCUUCCACAACCCUGCUGACUACAUUAUGGAGGUGGCCAGUGGUGAGUAUGGGAACGUCCUACCCCAGCUAGUGAAGGCUGUACAGAACGGGGAGUGUACCUCCUACCACUGUAACUCCCCCAUCCGCCAGGAACACAGCCCAACCAAGCUCAGACAGCUCAUCAAGAGCGGAACCAUGACCGUUAACGAGGCCAGGAAGCUGAGGGAGGCACUGGAACAGUCUGGGCAACUCACGCCACUCACUGAGGGGGAGGAGGGCAGGGACGAGUUUUUUGGUGAAGUUGAGCAUCACAAGAACACCUUCUCCACCUCCUGUCUGACUCAGUUCUGGGUUCUCUUCAAGAGGACUUUCCUCACAAUAGUCAGGGACACAGUUCUGACGAGACUGAGGCUGUGUUCCCACCUCCUGGUUGGCCUGCUGAUCGGGAUGCUCUACUGGAAGAUUGGCAACGAGGGCAGCAAGGUGUUCAACAACACAGGCUUCCUCUUCUUCUCCAUGCUGUUCCUCAUGUUCACUGCCCUCAUGCCAACUGUGCUCACAUUUCCUAUGGAGAUGUCAGUGUUCAUCAGGGAACACCUGAACUACUGGUACUCACUCAAGGCCUACUACCUGGCUAAAACACUGGCCGACGUGCCCUUCCAGGUUGUCCUGCCGGUGCUGUACUGUACCAUAGUGUACUGGAUGACGGAGCAGCCCUUCGAGGCCCUGCGGUUCACCCUCUUUGUGGCUCUCUCGACUCUAACCUCUCUGGUGGCUCAGUCUCUGGGGCUGCUGAUUGGAGCGGCUUCCACAUCGCUUCAGGCUGCGACGUUCCUGGGUCCCGUGACGGCCAUCCCCAUCCUGCUGUUCUCUGGGUUCUUUGUGAACUUUGACACCAUCCCAGACUACCUGCAGUGGAUGUCCUACAUCUCCUAUGUCAGGUACAGCUUCGAAGGGAUCCUCCUUUCGAUCUACGGGUUUGACCGCGGCCCGCUGGACUGCGAGGAAGGGAAGUUCUGCAUCUUUCACGAGAGCGAAGACGUUCUGAAGGAGAUGGACGUCCAAGACGCCAAGCUGUACGUGGACUUCAUCGUGCUGGCAGUGUUCUUCAUCCUGCUGCGCCUGGGGGCAUACCUGGUUCUCCGCUGGAAAGUCAAGUUGCAACGUUAAAAAUCCUCCAAAUUAAGGCAUUUUUACUUCAUGUUUAACAGGGUUUUUCCAGAAGAAAAGGAAGAUAUGUCAAAGAAAUCGGGCUGAAGUUUAGGCAAAUUCAGCAUUUUCCUUUUUUUUUUCAAAAUAUAUGAAAGAAAUCGGCCAGAAAUUUAGGCAAAUUUGGAAAUUUUAUCUAAAGUCAAGGCAUUUUUCUUUCAUGUUAUCCUUGGUACAAGGUUCGAGAAGAAAAGGAAAAUAUAUCAAUGGUUUAAUAGUUUUUUUCUUGAAGAAAAGAAAAUAUAUCUAAGAAAUUGGGCAAAAGAUAAGUCAAAUUCGGAAAGUCAAGGUAUUUUUCCUUUGUGUUAUUCUUGGUAAAAGGUUUGACAGGGUUUUUCUAGAAGAAAAGAAAAUUUAUCAAAGAAAUUGAACAAAAGUUUAGGCGGUGAAUUUAAUUUGAAAAUUUAAUUUAAAGUCAAGGCAUUUUCCCCUUUAGUUUGUGUUAUUCUUGGUAAAAUUAAAGGUCUAACAGUAUUUUUUCUGAAGAAAGGAAAAUAUAUCAAAGAAAUCAGGCAGAAGUUUAGGAAAAUUCAGCAUUUUUUUCUUUUAAGUCAUUCUUGGUUAAAGGUUUAAUAGUUUUUUCUAGAAGAAAAGAAAAUAUGUGAAAGAAAUCGGGCAGAAGUUUAAGUGAAUUUGGAAAUUUAAAGGCGUUCUGAUAAUAGGAGUUUAUUAUUCCCACAUGCCGGAAGAUUCUGAUAUAUUCUGAACGGACUUUGGCCUAGCAAGGCAGUGAGGUCAAUAAUAAUUUUUCAGUUUAGGUAUGAUUUUUUCCAAGAAUAAAAUGGCACAGCCACCCAUGUUGCCCGUUUAGAAAAAACCACUUGAUGACUAUACAUUGUCAAAAGAUAUUAUUUUGAAGAAAAACAAAUGGCUAUCUUUUGAGUUGAUUGGUGGCAAAAAUGUCCUUAUCUUCAGUUAACACUUUUUUUUUUCAAGGAAAGCAACAAUUUUACCCAGUAUACCCUUUUUGGAGGUAUGUUAAACUGUUGGGAUUGAUCUCUGGUGGACAAGCAGUAAAAAUGACACCCAAAAGGCUCCUCCCCUGAGGCAACGCCAAAAAAAAAGUCAAAACUUCAGCAAGUGAAGCCUUGUAUUGGAGAAAACAGCAACUAAAUGUACAGAGAGUGCAGAGCAUGAGCAAGAAACAAUUGAAGUGGUCUGCAUUAAAUCUUUAACACAUUGUUGUACAGGCAUAGGGAACAGGGUGGAAAUGAUUCACUUUCAUAAAAAAAACAAGCCUUGAAUCUUUACAAAAAGACCAUGUAAAUCAGAAAACUUGGUUCACAUAAUUUUGUAUAUAACCAGCACCUGAGCUUUAAAGAUAGGGAAAGCUUUUGGAGCUGUCACUGUAUACUAGUAUAUGAGGGAAGGAAAAGAAAAUAUUAUACGGAAAGGAAGCGGAGAAGUCAUAUUUGUUAAAAAGAUAUUAAGAAUUAUCUAACAUGUUAAGGUUUAUGAUAGAGUGGUAAGAUUUGACCAAUGCAACUGCAAAGCAAUGCAACUUUUAUUUUAAUGCACAUCAGGGGAAAGUUGAUAUUAUAUACUUAGAUACUAGUAUAUAAUAUUAUGUUGACCUGUCAAAAAGUGUCAACUGAAGAAAAAAAUAACUUUCUCAUUUUGCUGAUUUACUUAAACUGAAGAUAAAGCUAUAAAAAGUAAUUCUUCACCUCUAUAAUACAUCCUUUUUAGGUGGAGUUUCUACUUAAUUCUACCAAUUUUCUGACAUUUUUGUUCUCGCAUACAUUCUAGCCAGGACAUCAAUUUUUUUUCUUCAAUAUUCUGAAAUAAGAAUAAAAGAAAUCACCAGUAGAUCUGGUGCAUAUUAUCAAAUUUAAUAUGAUAUCUUUGGGGAUCUUUUAAUUCACAAAAAAAACGAAUGCAAGAAAAUUACAUAAUAAACUGCUAUCAAACUCAUGAUAACUAUUUCAAGAGA
Molecule: messenger RNA, 4372 nt
Organism: Branchiostoma belcheri (Belcher's lancelet)
Lineage: Eukaryota; Metazoa; Chordata; Leptocardii; Amphioxiformes; Branchiostomatidae
Product: ATP-binding cassette sub-family G member 4-like
Exons: 15
Coding region: 253-2400 (715 amino acids)
Cellular component (GO): plasma membrane
Molecular function (GO): ATP binding; ABC-type transporter activity; ATP hydrolysis activity
Source: RefSeq, a predicted model, not a curated record